Penicillium expansum is the source of this 1887-nucleotide messenger RNA. RefSeq lists its product as uncharacterized. Bases 1 to 1887 code for a protein of 628 amino acids. The transcript has 5 exons. The record is from RefSeq and is a predicted model, not a curated record. Lineage: Eukaryota; Fungi; Ascomycota; Eurotiomycetes; Eurotiales; Aspergillaceae.
AUGAAUAUAACACAAGAGUUCUCACGGCCUGACUUAGUGCGUCGUUUCACUGCUGAACUCGAGGCUGAUUCAGAUCUAGCUUCUCAGGUCAAGUCGUACCAAGAGGACUUGGACACAGAGGUUAAUGCGCAAGAAAAACUGCGUAUGGAUCGUAUUUAUUAUGGUCAAGCGCCAAUAGAGAGUUCUUUUAAAGGGCUCGAACUAGCCCGUCAAACGCUUCAAUCCAAAUGUGAUGAAUUCUUCAAGUCUUUGGAUGAGAAGUUAGAAGCAGAAAAGAGUAAAUCAGGAAUAUCGCGACUCUUGCAUCGAAACGCGACCGAACAGAAACUGGCUAGUCACAUCCGCCAGCGGGGAGAACUCACAGUUAAUCAAGUCACUUCUAUCAUCAACGAGGUGGAGGCUCAAUGGACGGAAUCACACAGCAAGGCAGCGACCAACUUCGUGAAGAUAUGCCAAAGGUUUGACGCACAUAAGCAAAUCUUCCAGUGUUUCCCAAGUCAAACCUCCUACACGUCUGCUCUGUGCGGUGCUAUCACGAUGGUCAUCCAGGCUUCGGUUAAUUACUCGACUAUUGCGGAAAAGCUGUCGGGAUAUGUAGUGGAGCUGUCGGAGAGCAUCGCUGUUUGUACACAGUGGCUCGACCUCUAUGACAACCCGGCCAUGCAAGAACGACUGUCCGAUAUCUAUACGCAAUACUUCCAUUUCUUUAUUAAGGUAGCCACCUGGUAUAUGAAACCAAAGCCUUCAAAAUGGCUCGAUUCGUUCAACUCAAACUUUACAACGGGCUACGAGGACACAACAGAAAUGAUCAAGCGGUCCAUUCGACUGAUCCGUGAUCAGGCCAUGGUUGAGAAUGCAUGGCAGCUAAAUAGGCUUGAUCAUUCAUUUAGCUCUUUUGAAAAGAGGCUCGCUGCAUGGGUGAAUGAAAUUCGAAACGAGAAAAAUGAUGCUGGGGGAACAAUGACAACCCUGAUGCUGCAGAUGACUGAACGCAUGGGUCUAUGGGAAGAACGCUUUGAGCGUAUGCAGCUGCAAGGUCAAAACGAUACCGGAAGAAUAAUGGCAAGAGGGGCAACACCGAUAAACGAAAGUGAAAUCGCAGAAAUUGCCGAUGUUCCUCGAGGCCUCAGUAGGUCCAAGGCUAAAUUGGUCUGCCAACAUCUUCAGCCACAUAUUGAUCAAAUGGGAGGCAGUGAUGGAAUCAGACUCGCCCUCCAAACCGGACGACUUGUCGCCGAGCCUUCCAUUAUCCAACCCCUCGGAAACUGGGCACAAGCUACAUCAGGCAAUGCUCUCAAACUCUGGAUCAUCAGCCCCUUUGAAACAGGCCCACAAACCAGCGCCCAACUCGCCGCUCUCGGGGUUAUUUGGACGGCCAUCCGAGCUCGAGCUCAAUUUGUAUCCUACAUCUGCCAAAGACCCCGAUACGGGACUAUCCCUGAGUUCCAUAAUGUUGAAGACAAAGCUGGUGUCAUGGGGAUCGUUUACAGCUUGAUCUGCCAGCUGCUGCAAUUCCAACCGCUCGAUGACAAAGUUUACCUACAGCCGGAGAUGCUCGAUCAACUUACGCAGCCAGGGGAGCGCUGGACAACGGGUUUAACGCUGCUUAGAUACCUGCUGGAAAAUACACCUACCCUGCGAUACUGCAUUGUCUCUGAGAUCAACCUUCUCGAAGGAGGCGCACGGGACAUGUGCCAGGAAUUUGUGGACUUGCUCUUUGCACAUGCCAGGAAUGCCGAUUGGCCAUUCCGGAUUCUGUUCACUACUUCUGGGCAGUCGAGGGCGCUUGAUGGCACCGUGGAAAAGGAAAGCAAGGUCAUGUCUCACAGCACCUUUCGUCAGAUGAAGGGGAGACUGGUAUAUCGAGAUGUUCAAAUGUCCGAAUAG